AGAACGGCGCACGUGGCGCGCGGCCCACGCCGAUUGAACUCUCGCGGGAUUUCGAAAGGGGGAGGACGCGGGUUACGUCUGGGGCUCCGGGAGACACAACAAACAUGGAGGCGGUAGCGAAGGGGGCGGGAGUAGGGGGUACCGGUGGCUGCAAAGUGCCGCGGAGGUGAGUCGGUGACAGAGCAAGCAGCCUUCAAGGGGUGCUCUUUCUCUGCUUGCCGGAUCGGGAGGAGACCGCCUCGUGCUCCUUUCCCCACCUCUGACUGACUGCUAAAGUUAAGAGUGUUGGAGAGACAUUAGCAAAGCCCACCGCGUUGAGGGUUGGCAGGGUAGGCAACAUGUCGGGAACGGCGCCGGUGCUGGAGUGCAAAAGCGGUGCGUGUGCUGCUGUCGAGGAGUAUUCAACUAAUGGAACCCAAGUUAACUUAAAUCUAUAAGAAGCUGAUGACUACAGAAAGCAGACUAGAAAGGCAUUCAUCAGAAAAGUGUGUUUCCAUAUAUGAUGGAACAUACAUUCAAGAGUGGAUUUUGAUGUCUAUUUCACUGAUCUGAAGCUGAUUUGGAUGAUUAAGGGAAAGUGGAGCAGAUGUGCUUUGUCAUUUAUAUAAUAUGCAGAAGAGUUCAGAAUGCUUUCUACAUAAAAGGGAAAAAUUCAGGCCCACAGAACUGUGAAGUCAUAGUGUGAAUAUGGGUGAAAAGAAACCAGAACCUUUGGAUUUUGUAAAAGAUUUUCAGGAAUAUCUGACUCAGCAGACUCACCAUGUGAACAUGAUUUCAGGCUCUGUUAGUGGGGACAAAGAAGCAGAGACUCUUCAGGCAGCAGGCACAGAAGGUGAUCAAAAUGGACUGGAUCAUCCUUCAGUUGAAGUCUCACUGGAUGAAAACUCAGGAGUAUUAGUAGACGGGUUUGAAAGAACUUUUGAUGGGAAAUUAAAGUGUCGCUAUUGUAAUUAUGCCAGCAAAGGAACAGCACGUCUCAUAGAGCAUAUCAGAAUUCACACAGGUGAGAAGCCACACCGGUGCCACUUAUGCCCCUUUGCAUCAGCAUAUGAACGUCACUUGGAAGCUCAUAUGCGAUCUCAUACUGGUGAAAAACCUUAUAAAUGUGAAUUGUGUUCGUUUCGCUGUAGUGACAGAAGCAACCUGUCUCACCAUCGCAGACGCAAACAUAAAAUGGUGCCUAUAAAGGGUACAAGGCCUUCCCUUAGUAGCAAGAAGAUGUGGGGUGUCUUGCAGAAGAAGACCAGUAACUUGGGGUACAGCCGAAGGGCACUAAUAAACCUGAGUCCACCUUCCAUGGUGGUUCAGAAGCCAGACUACCUUAAUGACUUCACUCAUGAAAUCCCAAACAUUCAGACUGAAGCAUAUGAAAGUAUGACAAAGCCAACAGAGACUGGUGGGUUACCAAGAGAACCACAAGACCUUAUGGUAGAUAACCCUUUAAACCAGCUAUCUACUUUAGCAGGACAGUUGUCUAGCUUGCCCCCUGAAAACCAAAACCCACCCUCUCCUGAUGUUGUACCAUGUCAAGAUGAAAAGCCUUUUAUGAUGCAGCAACCAGCUGCACCAGCAACCGUUCCAGCAGUGUCUACCAGUAUUCCUCAGAGCUCAUCCCCUGCGAGCCCUGAUCCUCGUCCCGUACAUUCUCAACGAAACUACAGUCCAGUUGCCGGUCCCAGCAGCGACCACAGUGCUCAUGCCAGCACCCCAAGCAUAAGUAAUAGUCAGCCAAGUACUCCAGCACCAACUCUUCCAGUUCAGGAUCCUCAGCUUCUGCAUCACUGCCAGCACUGUGAUAUGUAUUUUGCUGACAAUAUUCUUUAUACUAUCCACAUGGGAUGUCAUGGAUUUGAGAACCCUUUCCAGUGUAACAUAUGUGGUUGCAAAUGUAAAAACAAAUAUGACUUUGCCUGCCAUUUUGCCAGAGGCCAACAUAACCAGCAUUGACUGAAUACAAGUUACACCAUGCAUUCAUUUAUUUGUGUGUGUUUAAACACAUUGUUGUUUUUUGUCUUUUCCUUGGUUGCUUGCCAUUUUUGAGAAAUCCGAUGAAGUAAUUUUUAACAUUGGAGGCAAAUAUCUUUACAUGCUGUCAUGAUUUGCUGGGGACAUGUUUGUUUACCAUGGUGGCAUUAUUUACAUGCCUCCUAAAAUGAAAAUGAGGCUUGUAGUGCAAUUACUUUUGUUAAAAAGUGGAUCAUCAGUGCAACUUAAUAUAUAACUGGCCUUACAUAAUGUUGAACUUUGGAUCAACACUUGUGUCUAAGUAUAUUUACAAUCCUUAACAUUAAGCUGUGCUACAAAAAUAGCCCAGUAGCGUAAACUUCUACCAUAUGUAAUUCACUCAAAUAUGUUCAGUGUAGAAGUUAUACAAUUAUGUAUAAACUGGCCAUCCCCUUAACUGCCACAAAAUAUUUUGUAAUGACUAAACAAAGAUAAAGUUUGAUGUCUACAGCAAAACCUAAAAUAUAGACAAAAUGUAAUUGCCAUGAAGCCUUUAAUAAGUUCCUGUGGUAAUACGGAGUAAUAGUGUGGAAAACUAGAAGAGUAAUAAUGUGAAUUGGGGUACAAAGGCACCCACUUUUCUGUACUACUGACUUUUUUCAAGGAAUACGAGGAAAUAGUGCCUAGUAUUAAAUGUUUGUAAUGUUAAAAACUGUCCCCCCCACACACACACACAAGAACAAAAUGGGUAACACGUUAAACUGCUAUACCAUAAUCUUCAUGCCUAGCUUGUGGUGCAUUUUAAAUAACUUCAUUGCCUUUAAAAUGCUGAUGUGUAAGCUGUCUUGCCUUUACCUUCUGGAUAGUAAUGUCUUUUAAUGGAAAUGAAGCAGCAAGGAGGUUAUGAAAUUAUAAUUCAGAUUUGUCAUGGGUCAUCUUAACAAUGAACAAUGAAUGCAUUUCUUGAAAAUGGUGUUCUAGUCCAUGUAAACAGCAGUUGAGAAAGAACAUUCCAUACUGUUUUUUGGUAUAGUUCUAUACUUGGCAAAGUGUAUACGAAAAAUCACUGAUUCAUUGCAGUGGAAAAAUACUUUAAGUCAUGAUAGUCAACUGUUUCUGCCUUUAUCUAGGAAAGUGAAUAGGCACUUUAAACAAAUUAUGCUAGCAAAAACUAUGGUGCUAGCUUACAGCACAUGAAUUGUUAAUAUUAUACAGGGGAAAACACUUAUUUUGACAUGCACUUUUAUUGUAUAUCUUUUUUAUUUUCUUUUAAAGGAAUCAAGAGAGGAUUUAUACCGCUGUCUCUUGCAUAACAAGUAAAUAUACACAUACAAACUUU
Rhineura floridana is the source of this 3283-nucleotide messenger RNA. RefSeq names its product IKAROS family zinc finger 5 (gene IKZF5). The coding region runs from base 688 to 1947 and encodes 419 amino acids. The transcript is spliced from 7 exons. Gene Ontology annotation, molecular function: RNA polymerase II transcription regulatory region sequence-specific DNA binding; DNA-binding transcription factor activity, RNA polymerase II-specific. Lineage: Eukaryota; Metazoa; Chordata; Lepidosauria; Squamata; Rhineuridae. The record is from RefSeq and is a predicted model, not a curated record. Gene Ontology annotation, cellular component: nucleus. Gene Ontology annotation, biological process: regulation of transcription by RNA polymerase II.